AUGGAAAACGAACUCGAGCAUUUGAACUGGAAUAUCCAGCAUGCUCUAAAGCAACUGGAAGGCCCUUUGGCAGAGGAACUCAAGCUGUUCCAUGAUGUGUCGCCCGCCUCGCCCCAGUCUUCCGUUGUGGUAUAUCAGAAACUGCUGGACACGGUACAAGCGCUAGACAAACUCCUUGUAACUCUGACUCCGCCCCAUAUGCUUUUGGUAGAUGGCAUAUUUGCUGCAGCUUUUACCAACAGCAAAGUGCUACUAUGUGCCUCCGAACAUAGAUUAGCAGACCAUGUCCAAAACCUCCAGCCAUGCAGCAUUUCUGAGCUAGCUAAUGCUGCCGGGCUAUACGAGCAAGGUCUAUCUCAGAUCAUUCGCUAUCUCCGCGAGAUGGGCUACUUCUACCAGGAUCCCGUCACCAGAAAACUCUCGAACAACCGACUGUCCAAUCUCCUUCGCAAGGAUCACUGGGGGACCUGGAUCAACUGGGUUGACUUCUUCCCUCGGGAGUAUUAUGAUUUGCUGUCCCAUCUACCAACCCAGUUGAAAAGUGAUCAACCGAAAACGGCGACAGAGCUCUUCUACAACACUGACAAGCCAAUCUAUCAGUUCCUUGCCGAAACUGGCAGGGCUGAGGGCUUCCACAGAGUUACCGGGACCGGAAGCGUGGUUGAAGCCCCUGGGCUCCUGGCAGAUUACCCUUGGGAUGAUGUGAAGGGCGAAACCGUCGUGGAUAUCGGAGCUGGCGUAGGGGAUUUCAUCCGCACUUAUCUAGAAAAGUUUCCGGAUGCAACAGCAGCCGCAUUCGAGCUUCCAUCAACCGCAGAAAUCCUUCAGCAACGGUUCCCUCCUAAUGAUACCUUAGCAAAGAGAGUUGUAUCUAUUACUGGGGGGGAUUUCUUCAAGGACCCACUACCUCAGUCCUCUGUGUAUCUCCUACGGUGGAUCCUACACAACUGGGGUGACGAAGAUUGUGUCAAGCUCUUACGACGAAUUCGAGAUACAAUAACUAUCAAGCCGGGUGUGAGUCGGGUGUUGAUAGUCGAGUCAGUCGUUUUUGACGGCCGUCUAGGUCGUGGGGCUCGGUAUGCAGACAUUCGCAUGCUCGCUCGUUGCAGAAAUAAGGAGAGAACGCUGGAUGAAUACCGCACUCUUGCAGAGGAUGCUGGCUGGCGCUUGAACAAGAUAGUUUCCCCCAGGGGUUGUUUAACGCAGAUUCUGGAGCUGCGGCCAGUAGGCGCGUGUGCAGUCUUCCGAAACGGAAAUGGUAGUAGCAACGGCAACAAUGUGGGCCCUGAAUGGGAGUCAGAGCUAAUGUAA
Molecule: messenger RNA, 1311 nt
Organism: Microsporum canis CBS 113480
Lineage: Eukaryota; Fungi; Ascomycota; Eurotiomycetes; Onygenales; Arthrodermataceae
Product: O-methyltransferase GliM2
Exons: 2
Coding region: 1-1311 (436 amino acids)
Molecular function (GO): O-methyltransferase activity
Source: RefSeq, a predicted model, not a curated record